Molecule: messenger RNA, 228 nt
Organism: Porites evermanni
Lineage: Eukaryota; Metazoa; Cnidaria; Anthozoa; Scleractinia; Poritidae
Source: the annotation of a GenBank genome assembly
AUGUCAUCAGUAUGGGAUUUCUGCACUCAUUUCUCAGAUGUCAUUUCAUGGGGAAACCAGUGGUGGCAGUGUGAAAUGUUGGCUGUUUUCUCAGUGUUUCCGUUUUGUUUAAUAAAGCUUGGGAACAUACAUGUAAAAUAUACUUACGCAAAGCAAAGGCAUGUAGUUAGGAUACGAGAUUUAAUCUCAUUUGAACCACAUCUUGAUGGUAGGGUAGGGAUUCUCUAA